Molecule: messenger RNA, 829 nt
Organism: Anopheles aquasalis
Lineage: Eukaryota; Metazoa; Arthropoda; Insecta; Diptera; Culicidae
Product: protein takeout
Biological process (GO): multicellular organismal reproductive process
Source: RefSeq, a predicted model, not a curated record
CACAGUUUGCUCCAGUGCAGGCAGGGAAGCGCAGUAUGAUGGUUGUCUCGUGGCAGUUUCUCGUUCUUUCGUUGGGCAUUUGGUUCCUUGUGGUCGCCAGAGUGGGUGCAGGAAAAGAUUUGCCCGACAGUUUUGAGAAAUGCCACCGAAGCGAUCCUCAGUUCGAUAGUUGCCUGCGAAGUGCGGUCAAUGGUGCGAUUCAACUGCUGAAAGAUGGUUUGCCAGAGUUUGGUAUUAUGCCACUGGAACCGCUGGCCGUGGAUACGAUCACAAUCAACCAAGGUGGUCCAUCGGCACCGAUCACGCUAAGGCAGCACUUCACCGGCAUUAAGCUGAGCUAUCUAACCAACUCAACCAUUCUGAAGUAUCGAACUGAUUUGAAGAAGCUUAUCAUCAAAGCGGAAGCUAUCACACCGAAAAUACAGUUCGCCGGCAACUACACGAUGGACGGGCGGAUACUGCUGCUACCGAUAACGGGCAAAGGAAAGGCCAACAUAACGCUGCACCGACUAAAGUCUCACCACGAGCUGAUCGGAGAGCUAGUCGAACGGGACGGAGGUGAAAAGUUUAUGUACAUUCGGAAGUACUUGGUACACUUCGAUCCAAAGCUGGUGACGUUCGAUUUCGAGAAUCUGUUUAACGGUGACGCAGCUCUAGGAAAAACGAUGAACCAGGUACUGAACGAUAACUGGGAGGUGGUUUUUCAGGAACUUCGCAGUGCGUACGAGGACACGUUCGGGUACAUCUUCCGGAAGAUCUCGAACCAAAUUUUUCUCAAGGUGCCGAUGAAUAAAAUCUUCCCAGAGUAGUAGAUUGGAAUUGGUAGUGA